Messenger RNA from Mizuhopecten yessoensis (Yesso scallop), 2669 nucleotides. Its product is annotated as protein C8orf37 homolog. The coding region runs from base 77 to 610 and encodes 177 amino acids. The transcript is spliced from 6 exons. Gene Ontology annotation, cellular component: cytosol. The record is from RefSeq and is a predicted model, not a curated record. NCBI's taxonomy places the organism in Eukaryota, Metazoa, Mollusca, Bivalvia, Pectinida, Pectinidae.
UGAAUUGUUGUGACAAUGAUGUAAACAUUGAAUACCGUUCUACAGAAAAAGUGUGCGGACCGGUUAGGUAGUAAUCAUGGCAGACGAUUUAGACGACCUUCUCGAUGAAGUGGAAACUAAAUACUGUGCGAAAGCUAAACAGAAAAACAAACAACCGAAUAGAAACAGAAAAUCAACAGAAGAUGACUUGGAUGACAUUUUAAAUGAUAUAACAGUAGAUGCUGAUUUCAAACCAAUUAAAUCGAGUGAUAUACAGUCAGGCAAUCAAACUGGAAUGCGUCCAGAAUCUGCCCGAAAAUGUUUUCCAGUAUAUAUAGGCGGUUCUGCUAGCUCUCUAGGAAUGGGCAAUUCUAUGAAUCCAAGGUGCUGUGAUCAGAUGCGAUGUACAUCAUGUGAUUUUAAAGUUGCCAUUUUUGACAAUUUCGAGUGGGAUGCAUCAACUGACUAUCUUUUUCUCAGGAAUAAUUGUCCAGACUUUCAAAGAUUAAAGCCAAAAUUACAUUCAAAACGAGGUUGCCGUGCUUAUUGUUGCCAGUGUUGUCACCGCUCUAUCUCUACAGUAGAACAACUGACUGAUCCCAGUCUGAAAUGGGUGUGUGGGAAACACUGACGACAGUCAACACUUGGACAAUUAGCAUCGUUUUCCUUCUCAUCAAUUACUCACGAUUUCAUUCCUGACAGACAAUUAUCAGGAUCUGUUACAGGAAACUUUUUCUCACAUGUUUCACAAUCUUCUAUUGAAAACAAACCUUUUGACAGUGAAUUCGAUUUCAGACAUGUUCUGAAGGCACUGAAAGAGUAUGACUCAUAUUCUUCUUUCCUUAUGGAGCAAGGUCAGACACAACUCUCUGGCAUCAUCAGGGUUAUUUCUUGGUGUAUAAAAGAUAAUGACUGUAUCAUUAUUUACCUGAAUGAUUACAGCAGCCUUUAUUUGAUAUCAGAUAAAAAUCAUGUGCUUUCAGAAAGAAUGAAAAAAAUCAGAACUGUGUGAAAAGUCAAGGUGUAAAAUGUGUUUACCUACUUUAUAUGAUGUGUUAUUGUACGUGUGAAGACCCUGGUGUUUGUAUAGAGCUUAUAAGUGACAAUCUGCUGUCUGUGAUACAUUAAUACGUCAAGGUCAUGAACUCUGCAUAUCAGCAGAAUCACAUUUACAUAUCACAUGAUUGACCACAAAGUAAGCACAAAUAGAUUGUGUUUUAUAUUUUUAGUUUUAAGAAAAAUGACUGAAUUACAGUCAGACAGACUUUGUGUUGAUAGGGGCGCAUCAUCGUGUAAACUGUGUUUUCUUUAGAAAACAGUGUUUGACAGGUCCUUUUUUUUUUUUUUUUUUUUUUUUUGGGUGUGUCUAUAUGUUAACCUCAUUGGCUUGUGUACACACUAUGUUUGACAAUUCCUGUGUAUUUGUUGCAGUCAAUCAUGACAAUUCUUUGUGGUGUAAGGGGCAUAUUUGUCAUUAUGUAAACAUUUUCAUGUGUGAACAAUACUAGACAUUUUCUUGUGUUGUUAGGGUGUGUCUUUAUGUUAACUUCAUUUUUUUUUGUAUAAACACAAUGUUUGACAACUCCUGUGUGUUAGUGCCAGUCAAUCAUGACAGUUCCUUGUGGUGUAAGGGGCAUAUUUGUCAUUAUGUAAACAUUUUCAUGUGUGAACAAUACUAGACAUUUUCUUGUGCUGUUAGAGUGUGUCUCUAUGUUAACUUCAUUUUCUUGUAUAAACACAAUGUUUGACAACUCCUGUGUGUUAGUGCCAGUCAAUCAUGACAGUUCCUUGUGGUGUAAUGGGCAUAUUUGUCAUCAUGUUAACAUUUUCAUGUGUGAACAAUACUAGACAUUUUCUUGUGCUGUUAGGGUGUGUCUCUAUGUUAACUUCAUUUUCUUGUAUAAACACAAUGUUUGACAAAUCCUGUGUGUUAGUGCCAGUCAAUCAUGACAGUUCCUUGUGGUGUAAGGGGCAUAUUUGUCAUCAUGUUAACAUUUGCAUGUGUGAACAAUACUAGAAUUCUUGUGUUGUUAGGAUGUGUCUUCAUGCUACCCUCAUCGUCUUGUGUAAACACAAUGUUUCAAAACUCCUGUGUUGUUAGGCCAAUAGGGGAGUUUCAAUCAUGGCAGUUCCUUACAAUUGGGUGUAAGGGGAGUGUCAUCAUGUUAACCCCAUUUCCAUGUGUGAACAAUAUUUGACAUGUCAUCAUGUUGUAAGGGUGUGUCAUCAUGUUAACUUCAUUCUCUUGUAUAAACACAAUAUUUGACACCACCUGUGUUGUUAGGGGCAUGUUGUCUUGGCAGGUCCUUUGUUGUUAGGGUGUGUCAUUAUGUUUAUUUCAUUCUCCUGUGGCAGGUCAUUGUGUAGUUAGGGGCGUGUCAUCAUGUUAACCCCAUAUUAAAUUCUCUUGUUUAAUUCUAUUUGACAGAUCCUUGUGUUCGGGGCGUGUCAUCAUGUUCAAACCUUUCCCUUAAUGAAUUCUGUUUGACUGAUCCUUGUGUUUAGGUUGAAUAGCAAAGAGCGUUUCAAACAGUGCUAGUGUUCACGAAUGAGAAGCUCCUAACGAUAAAUUGAUCAAAAGAAUAAAUGUAACAAUAUAAUAAUUAUGAUGAAAACCUUUAAUUUCAUAUCUUUUGUCUGUGAAUAAAGUUUUACCUUGGUAGUGGAUUUGCUUCACAUGCUAAAUUUAA